Phytomonas sp. EM1 is the source of this 1431-nucleotide messenger RNA. NCBI's taxonomy places the organism in Eukaryota, Euglenozoa, Kinetoplastea, Trypanosomatida, Trypanosomatidae. The record is from the annotation of a GenBank genome assembly.
AUGUCUACGACACCCCUAUCGCAGCCAUCCUCCAUUAGCUCAAUGUGCAGUUCCUUUAGUUCUUUUGAUGGCAGCAGCACUGAGCGCAAAAGAAAGCUUUUGAGCUUGCUAACGCAGCCUCGUGAAAAUGGUGGCUAUGGCGGACGUAUAAACUAUCACGAGUUUUCUUUGUUGGGGCACUCUCUCAACUGGACUCGUGAGGUGAUAGAAGACUGUUGGUAUGAUGUACUGCGUGGUGUUCCCACUCUGGAGGCUACGGAUAUGCAGCACGUGGCUGAUGUUGUGUGCGACUACUGCUCUCCCUCUACUUUAGUGUCCUCGAUGACUCCGCCUGUACGCCCUGACCUGGCGAAAACGGAGCUGGUCAGAGGACUUCCGAAAAGUGCGGAUUCUUCACAGUCCGGCAAGCCGGCUGUCGGUUUAGAUUCCCCGGCGCCUCCAGUUUUGGUUCACGCGGCAGCAGGGGUGCGGCCUCGUUCAUGCACAAGAACUUGUUGUAGUGGGAAUACGAACAGGAGAACCCCAUCGGCCCAGAGUGAUAAAGAAAGGUGCAGCAUUACAAGUGGGCUCCCAAAACCCAUAAGGAGGUCCAGUAAAUUGGCGCUGCGCGGUAACCAGUCACCAGGAUGCAGGCGUUACGCUGUGCAAACCGCCUCAAGCAAACUUAAACUGCGGACACGGAGUCCGUCACUAGCAGCGAGCGGCAAUGUUGGUGCAGCCCCCCGCCAGCCAACCCCUAGAAGAAACCAACCGUCACCGCGAACAGGUACCCCUAAGCAUAGUGCGGUAUUCGACCGUCUCUAUGAACAUGGGAAGAAGUUCCAAUUGGAAAGGAAAGCAUGGACUAAACCGCUAGAGGAGAUGCCUUCCUUCAAGCCAAGCAUCACGCCUUGCCGUGGCGGGCGCCACACCAAAGAGGAAAAUGCUGAUGCGCCCCACUACCACAAGCUCACUUGCUCCCACUGCGCCAAACUGAUGCAGCAGCCGGACCGACACCAUGACCCUCUGGAUGACACGCCAGCCACGGCACGUGUUGAUUUCCGUGCCCCCCCGGGGCCCUCGUGCUUUGUCCCGCCGGGUUACGUUGAGGGGGUCGCAAGGCUGCGACGCGGUGUUGCGGCCCGGCAAUUGAAUGACUUUGUGGCCGGACUACGCCAGGAUUCUUGCUCCUACCCUUUCAGGGACGGCUCUAGUUCUGCCGCUAUCCAGUGUCUUGAGGCGCCCAUUCUGAGGCUCCCACUCUACACUAUAGAAAAGGGUGCGAAAGAAUCUGUAGAUGUGCGUCUUGCAUCGCACGACGACAAGAUAUCGGGUCGCUCCAACGACGCAUACAACGACGGAAGGGUAUCAUUGGCGACACCUACCCGGCCUCGAAGUUUUUCAGCAUCAUCUUCCCACGCAAGUUAUUUCGAGCGCUUCAAAACAUAUUAA